Molecule: messenger RNA, 962 nt
Organism: Sardina pilchardus (European sardine)
Lineage: Eukaryota; Metazoa; Chordata; Actinopteri; Clupeiformes; Clupeidae
Product: serine protease 27-like
Exons: 6
Coding region: 27-830 (267 amino acids)
Biological process (GO): proteolysis
Molecular function (GO): serine-type endopeptidase activity
Source: RefSeq, a predicted model, not a curated record
UGGGUGAGAUCCAGCAGACUGCAGAGAUGACACUCAGGGUCUGUCUCUGUGUGACCCUGCUACUCAGCACAGCUACAGGCUUGCCGCGUCUCAACUCCCGGAGCUCUAUAGUUGGGGGAGAAGAUGCAGCACCUGGAAGAUGGCCCUGGAUGGUGUACCUCCAGACCAGUAAUGGAACGGCGAAAGGAUCUUCCUGUGGCGGUACUCUUAUCAACACUCUAUGGGUUUUGACUGCAGCCCACUGCGUCGACUCAUACAGCUUUCGUUUGACAAGAGUGUUGGUCGGCCAGCUGAAGCUUCGUGACACCAAUGGCUUGAAGUACUCUGUGCAUCGUGUCCUGGUGCACCCCGAUUACCGUGACGAUGAGUACAUGCCGCACAAUGACAUCGCCCUGGUGCAGCUGGACGGCUAUGUGGUCAUCUCCAAACUUGUGAUGCCCGUGGCACUGCCCACCCGUCGGGACGUCUUCAGCACCAGAUCUGAGUGCUGGAUCACUGGAUGGGGCCUCGUGGCUAAGCACACACCAUUAGUAGGUAAGAAGACUCUGCAGCAGCUGAAGCUCCCCCUAGUGGAUGACAACACCUGCAGGAUGAUGUACCCCAGUACCAAUUAUAACCACCUCUGUGCUGGAUUCAUGCAGGGGGGCAAAGGUGCAUGGAAGGGUGAUUCUGGCGGCCCCCUGGUGUGUAAGUCGGCAUCUGGGAGGUUUGUCCAGGUCGGAGUGGUGAGUUAUGGAAAAGGCUGUGCCCAGCGUGACUACCCUGGGGUGUACACACGUGUGAUCAGUUACACCGAGUUCAUCCAAGACGCCAUCGGCAAAUAUAGCUGAACCACAGCAGCCUCUAGUGGUCAUGCAGGGAGGAGAACUACACCUCCACCUGAUAUUUCUCUGUCUUUCUCUCCUGUUUCUCUUCUGUCUCUCCCCUUUUCUAUCUGAUCAAUAAAAUCUUUAGCAGCAUCA